Fraxinus pennsylvanica is the source of this 633-nucleotide messenger RNA. The record is from the annotation of a GenBank genome assembly. NCBI's taxonomy places the organism in Eukaryota, Viridiplantae, Streptophyta, Magnoliopsida, Lamiales, Oleaceae.
AUGGGCCGAUUAUGUGAUUUCUGCGGGGAGCAAAGAUCCAUGGUGUAUUGUAGGUCUGAUGCUGCUUGCCUCUGUUUAUCUUGUGAUCGCAAUAUUCAUUCUGCCAAUGCCCUAUCUAGUCGUCAUUCAAGAACUCUUGUAUGUGAAAGGUGCAAUUCUCAGCCUGCAGCAGUUAGGUGCAUUGAAGAGGAGAUCUCACUCUGUCAAAACUGCAACUGGUCUUCACAUGCUGCCCCUGCUUCAGCUGCAGGCCAUAAACAACAGCCAAUCAAUUGUUAUUCUGGAUGCCCUUCUGCAGCCGAGCUUUCAAGUGUUUGGUCAUUCUUUUCAGCGGGUUAUUCAAGCUGCAAUCCUGAAAUAGGUUCAAUAAGUCUGGAAAAGGAAGAGCAGAGAAUAUCUUAUCAUUCAUUGCCACCAAUAGACUAUAGUAUAACAGAGGUUGCAGUGGAUCAUAUGGCUUCUGAUGUUGACAAAUUUAGUGGAAAGAGAUUCUUGAACUCUCUCAGCGAGAAGGUCAAAUUCCUCUGCAUUUAUGCUACCUGUGGCUGUUGUUGGUUGACAAGGGAAAUGCCAAGAAGGGAGGUUCCUCCAGAAGAAAACAUCUUGAAACCUUUGAUGAAGAUGACGGGAUGA